AUGAUCGUCACGAAGCCAGUGGACGUGCCGGGCCCAGCGCGGCGGCAGGCGGGCGUGGCGCGCGGGUCUGCCGUGAGCUACGCGUCGGCGUUGCUGCACCGCUCGUCCUGCCAAACCGGAGCUGCUGCCGCGCCCAAGGCCGCCGACCCGCACCCACCCUCACAUCUCGACGCGCUUAGGCCGCAGCCACAGAAGAAGCCCGAGCAGCCAAUGCCGCCGCAGCAGCAGCGGCCGCAGGCGGUACUGCAGUGGCCCUCGCUGGGCCGACAGUCGCAGGAGCCGUCGCAAGCCCAGUCAGCAGCGCAGGGGGCAGUACAGGCUGUGCGACAGGCAGAGUCGCAGGAAGGGUCGCAGGCAGUAGGCCCGCAGCCAGUUAAGAAGCAGCAAGUAAAGGCGUGGGGGCGCAACGCUCCCAGACCGGAAGCGCAGGAGAAAGCGUUGGAACCGCAGCCGCAGCCGCAGCCGCAUCAGCAGAAACAGCAACAGCCGUCGCAGCGACAGCCGCAGCAGUCUCAACCAAAGCCUAAACCCGAGGCACAGCCAUCGCAGCGAGGCGUCGAGCAGGCGAGCGACCACGAGUUCGACUUCGACGACGUCUUCGGCCCGUCGCCCGCAUCUUCCGGGCGGCUGUCGUCUUCCAGCAGCUUCGACUCGUCGCACGACGCGUCGUCCGGUCGCCUGGCGACGGCGAGCGGUCGCAAUCUUCGCACGGUGGCGGAGAUGGACGAGGACGACCUGGCGAGCUGGAUGGCCGACGAGCAGCUCGCGGAUCGCGCGGCGGGCAUGGCGGGCGAGGAGCCGCCGGAGGUGAUCACGCACCGCUCGCACUCGCUCGUGGGACCCGCGCCCAUCACGCCGCGGCAGAGCGUCGCGCGAUCCAGCAGCCGCCGCUCGUCGCUGGACGAACCGGACAGUGCGCGACCGUCGCUGAUGGGAACAUCGCCGUGCGUGCGAUCGAUGGAGUCGCCGAGGAAGGCCGUCGCACGUGUGAUGUUGGAUGCUGGGAUGGCGGCCGAUGGGAGAGAGGGGGCAGCCGCAGCAGCGGCCGAGGCAGGAGCAGGAUCGGAGGGCGGUAGGGACAGUGAUGCGAGGGGCGCGAUGGAGGCGAGGGAGGAGGGGGGAGCGGCGGAGAAGGCGGACAAGGUGGGGCCGGAAGACUUCGAGCUGCUGCGAGUGGUGGGGCAGGGCGCCUUCGGCAAGGUCUUCCAGGUGCAGCACCGGUGGACGGGCGAGAUAUUCGCGAUGAAGGUGAUGAAGAAGCAGCGCAUCCUGGAGCGCAACCAGCGCGACUACAUGCAGGCGGAGCGCGACAUCCUCACCAAGGUCGUGCACCCCUUCGUCGUGCAGCUGCAGUACUCCUUCCAGACGAGCGCAAAGCUGUAUCUGAUUCUCGACUUCAUCAACGGCGGUCACCUCUUCUUCCAGCUCUACCGCCACGGCACCUUCAGUGAGGACUUGGCGCGCAUCUACACGGCGGAGCUGGUGCUGGCCGUGGGGCACCUGCACGCACGGGGCAUCAUGCACCGUGACCUCAAGCCCGAGAACAUCCUGCUCGACUCCGAUGGCCAUAUUAAGCUGACGGACUUUGGGCUGGCGAAGGAGGUGAGGGAGAGCGAUGCGCGGAGCAACUCGCUGUGCGGCACCAUGGAGUACAUGGCGCCCGAGAUCAUCCAGGCGCACGGCCAUGGCUUCCCCGCCGACUGGUGGAGCAUCGGCGUGCUGCUCUUCGAAAUGCUCACCGGGCAGCCACCGUUUUCAGGCGGCAACAGGCAGAAGCUGCAGCAGCGCAUCGUGAAGGAGAAGGUGAAGCUGCCACAGUACCUCACCAGCGAAGCUCACUCGCUGCUCCGCGGGCUGCUCCAGAAGGACCCUGCGAAGCGGCUGGGCAGCGGGGCGCGGGGGGUGGAGGAGAUCCGCGGGCACAAGUGGUUCCGCGGGGUGCACUGGGGGCGCCUGGAGGCGCGCGAGGUGGUGCCGCUGUUCCGCCCCACGGUGAUGGGCGGCAAGCGGUGCACGGCCAACUUUGACGAGAUGUGGACGCAGAUGCCCGUGCACGACUCGCCCGCCGGCACGCCCACCAUGCACGGCGCCGACGCCCUCUUCCGCAACUACACCUUCACCGCCGCGCCGCCCGCCCUCUCCACCGUUGACAGCGACAGCGACGGCGAGGUGGGCAGCGGCGAGUCGGAGGAGAGCGAGGAGGGAGAGGAGGAGGGGGAGGGAUGCGAGGGGGAGGAGCAAGUGGUGGAGAGGCAGUGA
Messenger RNA from Closterium sp. NIES-65, 2259 nucleotides. The record is from the annotation of a GenBank genome assembly. NCBI's taxonomy places the organism in Eukaryota, Viridiplantae, Streptophyta, Zygnematophyceae, Desmidiales, Closteriaceae.